GGUGCGUGUUCCAGUUUUGCUUAAAGUAAUAGGUCACGAUUACUGAAUCGUGACAUGUAAAUAUAAACAAAUGCGGGAUUCUAUGGCAGCGUGAUCAGCUGAUAUUCGUGAGCAUACAGUAUAUUUACACCUGUACGAUCUCUCCUCACAUUUUAACAGGACUCGCACAAAGAAACCACAGAAUUUAAUGGAUUAUCGAUGGGGCUGUCUACAGGUCACAUGACCAGCAGAUGUUGGAGUGCAACCAGAAACAGCUGUUCUGACAGAUACAGACUUUGUUUGGAGAUGGAACUAGGCCAUUUCAUCUUAAAUUGUAACACAGAGCCUCACAGCCUGUAGUAAAAAAGUAUUUCAUAGCUUGUCCAACAGUGAGAGAAGCGUGAGUGUAUUGCCUCUGUGGGAAGUGAUAUAAUGGGAGAUAAUCCAGAUCUUGUUAAUCCUGCUCCUCCAGAGGGCCAGAGUUCAGAUGUGGAGGAAGUGGUCAGUCCCAGGACUAGCUCUGAUAAGAAAAUGGAAGAGAACAUGAAUUCUAUGGACCAUGAUGGCCAUGUUCUAAAGGACGAGGUGAACUUUAUCCACAAUGUGUCGCAGUUCUUCAACCAAGAAGCGUUGAGCGAUGUCAAGCUAAAAGUUGGAGAGGACAUUUUUUUCGCUCACAAGUUUGUCUUGGCCAAGUCCAGUGAUGUAUUUCGAACCAUGUUAUACGAGAGUCGCUGGUCCCAGGAAAACAUGGCAGAAAUCGUACUCAGUGAAACGCCCGAAUGUCAGUCCGUGUUUGAAAAAUUCCUGAGAUUUCUUUACACGGCUGAAGUUAUGGUUACUGUUGAAAUAGCUGUUGGAAUUUUGUGUUUGGCAGACAAAUAUAACGUCACAUCCCUGAAACAGUUGUGUACCAAUUACAUGGUGGAAAACUCUAGGUCACCGAAAAUAAAAAAUGCUGUGCAAUGGUAUCCCUGGUCAAAAGCUCUGGGAUUGACCGACCUUAUUGAUCAGUGUGCAAAGACUAUUGCUUGGAACACCGACAAUCUACUAAAACUAGAGGAGUGGAAAUUCAUGGAUUUUGAUUUUAUAUACGACAUGCUAAAGAAUGAAGAACUGGUCAUUCCCAAUGAGUAUGUCCUAUUUAAUUCACUCCUGACGUGGUUAAAUCAAGAUGGAAAUUUACAGCAACUGAAAGAAAAUGCCAAAAAAUUGCUUCCCUUAAUUCGGUUUCCACAGAUGAUGGUGAAUCAGUUGUAUGAGAUCGAGAAGUCUGUGAUAACGGAGAAUGAGGAAUGUAAAGAUCUGAUCUUAGCUCUGGUCGGGAAAGCCUACAGAUUCCGCUCCCUAUGCCCCACACAGAUGGAGCUGGACAUCUCGUUCAGUGAUCCGUUUUACAUGCCGAGAAAUUACACGGACUUGGCUGUGGACACGGUGAGGAUGCAGAACACGUUGAGGUUUGGAAUUCAGGUGGACGUGAGAACCUACGCAGGACCAGUUCCCACGGAUAAACGAGAAGGGGAGUGGAAAAUCACCUACCGCAAAAACGGGGACAACUGGACAUUACAGAUUUUUUGCCAUGAUUCGGCGACGGUAAAUGGGGAAGCAAGAGUUCAAGCGGCAGUGAUUGUGUUCGAUGAAGAGGAAAAUGUCAUUCAAGUAGAACAAGUCCCCACCUACACUUGUUCCCGUGGCAACCAUUUGGCCUUGAACAUAAAUGUGGAUAAUUUUAACGACUCCAAAAUGAUGGCUGUCUUGUUGAAACCAGUGGCUGUUUGACAUUUGAUUGUUUUACAGCAUUCUCAAAAACGAAGGUGUUCUAACAUGUCUAAUAAGGCCAAAAUAGAAUAUAUGUGCGUUUCCAGUUUCCCAACCCUAAAUACUCUAGCGAUGAUAUAUAUAUAAAACAAACUUCCGGAAUUUUUUUUCUUUUCAUGUUCGAGUUUCUUUGAUUUACAUUUUGACUACUAUUGAUCUUUAAAAUGUUUGUAAACUAUUUCUAAUAAAAUGUUUUAAUAAAAUAAAAUGUUUUACCUACCUACCCUAUUUUAAAAAAAUUGGGGAAGUGAAAUAGGAAACACACAUAUAUUAUUUUGGCCUAACCUCAAUGGAGAUAAGUAACUCAUUUGUGGUUGAUCCAGUCAGAAAUUCGCAUUGCUAAACUGAACAAAUGAUCAACAAUAGUCCACAAGAGACAGCUUCUAUAAGUAGUUACAAGGGUUUGCUAUAAGAGCAGUUUGAACUAGCUUUGUGUGUGUGAUAGGCCGAAAUAUAAAAUUGUGUUGUUUCUGCCAACUCGAUCGACCCAGAAUUAUACUCCCUACCCGAGAAUUUUAUUUUUACAAUUGUUCAAGAAAUUAAUGAACAAACAUUGUUUUGGUAGUUGACACUUUUAAUUAUUUAGUAGGAUAUAGAAGCAUAUUCAUUUAAAAAUUGCAUUUAUUUAAUAGUGAAAAAUGAGCCCCUGUUCAAUAAUUUAAUAUAAUAAUCAUGAUUUUUGUGUGAACUCUUAAAGUUUGAGAAAAAAUUUAAUUUAUUUCCUACCAACUUGCCCUAAUUUUUUACUUGGGUGUUAGCGGAAACACAACAAUUUAUAUUCUUGGCCUUGACUGAUGUGUACCUGUAUAAACAGAUGUCCUUGUUUGUUUGUUUGUGCUCUGUUAACCGUGACUACCUGAGUGUUGGACAGCUUGUGAAGAUAUUAUUUUAUACGAAGUGUAUGACAAUCAAUGGAUGUCUUUCAUGAACAGGUACUCCACUAUAUUCUGAAUGAUCUCGACUUUGUGUUGAUAUUGAAAAUAAGCAUUGUGUAAUGCCCUGCAUGGUGUAUUGAUAUUACUUUAUUACGUAACCUGUUGAAUAUUGCAUUAUAUUACACAAUUUGUUGUUGGAUAUUGCAGUAAAACAUGGAUACAGCAAAAACACUUAUACUGAAUUCAUGCUUACAGCAAAGAUUUCAUUCUCUAGUUUUAAAAGCAUAAUUAUGAACUCAUUGGAUAUAUUAUAAUGAAUGAGAAAUUUGUCUCCAGCACUUAGCUGCAAUAGUGAUUUAUUGUAUUGUGUUAUGUAACUUGUAGUUCAUCCCAACAAUUGUCUGAAGAGUAAAAGGGCAAGAAAUGAAUAAGAUUUUACAUAUUUACUUUGGUGCUGGUAAAAACUGGUUGAUAUGUUUGUAUGUGAACAGUAAAACAUGGUUAUAAAGAACCUCCAGGACCAGCAAAAACAGUUCAUUAUCACCAAACUUCAUUAUACAGUAAAACACGGUUUUAAAGAACAUUUAAGGCCAGCAAAAACAGUUCAUUAUAACCAAACUUUGUUUUAUAUCCAAUACAAAUUUUUGUUAUUUUCCUCUCCUAGGAGAAUAUAUAAGUAUGAAUUCAUUAUACAUAUGUUUUACUGUAAUAUAAAGAGUGCAUACUAUUGCGUUUAGGGGUGUGAACUGCAGCAUUAUGAAUGUAACCUUUCACCGUUUGCCUAAUGGACAAAAUCAAAACAACACUAGUGAACAUCUGUUUUGUUAAUUUUGUAGCAGUAGUUUAUUAAGGGUGUGCACAUUGUAUAUUCAUUACAGUGAUGCCGAGGACUGUAUUUAGCUAGGGUGUUCACAUUGCAUUGUAUAUUUAUUACAGUGAUGCCGAGGACUGUAUUUAGCUAGGGUGUUCACAUUGCAUUGUAUGUUUAUUACAGUGAUGCUGAGGACUGUAUUUCGCUUUGUUUUGAUGUUUUUAUCCUGUAGCACACAUUUUGUUUUUGUGGAUUGUAGAAUUAUUUUUGAUCGAGUCUUUCAGUUUUGUGCAUUACCCGUGUAGGUAUAGACUUUGUGUGUUACCUGUAUUCAUAUGUAGGUAUAAACAGACAGAAUUGGAGCAUUUAUUUUUUGUGUGAAUACAUUUAAUUUUAAAUGUUAUAAAUUGUCAAUGGUUUAGAAGUGGGGAGGGAGUGGUCAAAAUCACAACAAAAUUUUUUGUCCUGGACCAUGUACAUUGCAAUAUAAUGAAGAACUAGGUACACUAACCCUCAUAUUUGACCUCUUUUCUAAACUAAACCGUUGCAGAGGUAGCAUGAUUAUAGAGAUAGUAAAGCUUAUUUUGUUGGAAAAUAUUUCUCAUCCCAAAUUAUCUUAUUCCUUUCUGAUAUAAUUAAAUAAGAUAUAUGAAUGAUAUAAUGAUAGACUGCAUGUUUGCACUGUAGGACAUGUAGGAGCUAACUUGUAAAGCAGAUUGAAUUUUUGUCCAGGAAGCAAAAAAUUAGGGGACAUAAUUUGAAGAUAAUCAUUUUAAAUUUUUAAAUUUGGAAGUAAAUGCAGAUGAAAUGCACAAAAUUAUUAUCAUUUAUAGGAAAUGACUUGUAUGAGUCAUUUGGACUCAUUUUAAUUCUUUCAAAAAAUGUGAAAAAAAUGACCUUUUAGUAUCCCUUUAACAGAGGUUUAUGUACUAUAACAGGAAGGGGGAAAUUACAAUGAACCCGACUGGGAUUUGAACCUAACAACUGAGCUAUCCAACCACCAGCGAUCAAACCGUCUGACCACCACAGUACAAAACAAAGUAAAAUUUUAGUAAGGAGUGAGGAAUUGCUCCAUUAUUCCAAGUUGUCUACCUUGAUCAAAUUAGAUAUUUCAAAAGCAAAAUGACUGGCAAUUUACAUUUCCUUAGGUUUUUCAUAAAAACUUGGAAAAUCAACUCAUAACUUCUAAAAAAAAAACUGUUAUAAAAUUUGCUUCUAAAUGUAAUAUUACACAAGAUGUAUUGUGAUACAUGUGUAGUAAGAAUCCUGAAAAACAAUAGAGACAUUUCUGAGACCAUGUGAAGCUUUAUUCAGCUAUUUAAUCAGUGUUGUUCCAUCUCCCUAUCUGAUUAAAAUCAGAUCCUAUGAUCUAUACUCGCGUAGAUCACUACUUUAAGAUCCCUAGAGUAGCGAUCUACGUGAGCGGAUCAUAGAAUCUGAUUUUAAUCAGAUUGCUCCAUCUCCGAGACCAUGUGAAGCUUUAUUUAGCUGUUUAAAGGCAUCUUUUAUCUCAAAAAUGACAUCACAAUAUUUUGCAAGAAUGCCAAAAAACAAAUUUGUAGCAUUAAUUAUGAGUUAUGAUCUAUAGCUGCAGCGCUUUGAAAUUGAAGUCAUUUAUAAAAUGUUUGUCUGGAGGACAAUAUAUUAAACUGGUACCCUGCUGAUUGGUGACUACACACUAACAUAAGGGAUGCGAAGUACCAGUUUGGGCAAAUGAGAAUGGGGAAUUUUUUUGUGAUUACUAUCCUAUCCAAUCUGUUUGUAAACAUUCUGAAGAACUUUUUGUGAUUUUCUAGUUAUGAUCUUUAAUUUCGCCACCUUUUUGGAACAUGCAAAUUUUUACCAAUAUCUUAGACCCUAUGCCUUUAAUCAGUGUUGGUCCUUGUAGACAAGCUGCAAUGUUAGACAAUUGUACGUUAUUGUCUGCCAUUCUAUUGAGAUAGGAGUUUGCACACGUUCAACAAACUUUUGAAUAUAUGAAGAUCUAGCAAUGAAUAUCGUCUUACUCCAAAAUUUUUAUUGCUUUUUGUAAACUAAAUUGAACCCAACUUUGUAUACAUGGCCAGUCAUGUUGCUUCAAGUAUCGCAUAAUUAUCUAAAGAUUUGCAUAAAUAGUUUUGGUCGACACUGGAGUUUUAAUAGAAAACCCCACAAGUUACCAUUCCUGACAGCGUUCAAGGAAGACAUUUGAAACCUGAACUUGAUAUCAAGUCAGUUUGGGGGAAAAUUAUUUUUUUAUUUUUGCAUCAUGAAAAUUACUGAAUUUAAGAGAAAUCAAUCCAUGGUUGGAUAUGACAAAUACCUCACAAAGUCACUUUUUAAAAAUAUUGGCUCAUUUGGCUCCGGAAAUUAUCUUGAGAGAAUUUGUUUUAGAAAACAUUUUAUUACCAUAGAAACCACAAGCUAGCAAUAUAGUAGUAGGUUUAGUUCACCCUAGAAAGGAUCAUCCAGUACUGGUGAUGGUAGAAAUGUCAAAAGUGAUUUUUGCAGAAGAUGAAGAUCAACAAUUGAAAUCGGUGAUUUUUUUUUUUAAAAUGACUCCACGCUGAAAAUCAAAGUUUGUUAGAUCACAGGCAAUUUGCAUUUAUCGAGAAUUGUAACCCAUUAAGUCCCAAUAAUAUUGAUGGGCAGUUGCAAUUAUAUUAAUGUAUACACAUACAGUAUAUAUAUACAUCCUUUUUAUGAAGACAUUUGGUAUUUUACAUGCAUUUAGAAUCAGGGAUUUCAUGCUAGAAGUGAACAAGUUGUUAUUCAAUCUUUAUUUUGUCGGUAAUGGUUGUAGCAUAAUUGAUUUACCGGUACAUGUGUAUUAAUAAAAGAUUGCAAAUUCCA
Ostrea edulis (European flat oyster) is the source of this 6315-nucleotide messenger RNA. RefSeq names its product BTB/POZ domain-containing protein 17-like. NCBI's taxonomy places the organism in Eukaryota, Metazoa, Mollusca, Bivalvia, Ostreida, Ostreidae. The record is from RefSeq and is a predicted model, not a curated record. Gene Ontology annotation, molecular function: protein binding. Bases 412 to 1758 code for a protein of 448 amino acids. The transcript has 4 exons.